Molecule: messenger RNA, 583 nt
Organism: Truncatella angustata
Lineage: Eukaryota; Fungi; Ascomycota; Sordariomycetes; Amphisphaeriales; Sporocadaceae
Exons: 1
Coding region: 95-271 (58 amino acids)
Source: RefSeq, a predicted model, not a curated record
GCCGUAUCGUUACUUUAAAGCUCUUAUCCAUUAAUUAUUAUUAGUGUCGAAUUGCUCGUCUAAUUAAUAUAGCACAUGGUUGUAUACCACCAUUAUGGAUAUCCUCCGGCCAUUUACUAGGAUUAUUAUUAACCAACGAAGUCGGAUGAGGACAUUUACAGCAUUAAAGAGCUUCCCACUUAACGCCUUUACUGCUUCUGUUAACCAACUUAAAUGGCUUGUCCUAGAGUAUCGCAAUAGUCAGGAAGCAUCCACUUACUCCAUCCUUUAGCACACUAGGCUCCUUUAUCUCGCUAAUGCCACGUUACGGGAUACGGAAAACCCAGAGUAGCGUCCAUACUUCCUGCUAUGCAUUAAUGGCUAUCUAGAUCUACGGCGCCUGUAUCCCGUAUCUGGAUUGAUUAUACAAGGUUUGCUAGCAAUGACAAUGCGUUAUACCGACAUGCCGGGAAGCGAAGCUCGUCAAAUAUUGGAUCAACUGAGCAAGGAUGAGUUAGAUUGUGUCAAGAGUGAUGCAGAGGGAAGUAUCCGGGCUACUUUCAUGGUUAACUUGGACUUGGCCUUUACAGACCCAGAAAGGGCA